Molecule: messenger RNA, 712 nt
Organism: Aplosporella prunicola CBS 121167
Lineage: Eukaryota; Fungi; Ascomycota; Dothideomycetes; Botryosphaeriales; Aplosporellaceae
Exons: 1
Coding region: 39-494 (151 amino acids)
Source: RefSeq, a predicted model, not a curated record
AGGACGAUACCCAUCUGGGUCAGUCUGAUAUCCCUGACAUGGGCCUUCCGGACAAUUUGUCGUACCAGCAAAACAACCUCCAGCUCAAUGACAUUGACAUGAGCUUCAUGGACAACAAUUUCCUGUACCAGCAAGGAUAUGCCCAGCCAGGACCUUCCAACAUGGCAUUCUCUCAGAACAAUCAGUUCGGGGGCGUGCCGUUGGCUGACAACAUGCCGGCUAACCUGGGCCCAACCGGAACCACCACUGGUCCUUCGGGGCAGCUGAUUGGAUCGCCCUUCGAUGCUGGGCUUUUCCAGUCUGGUCUAGCGCAGCCUGACGACCUUGAGCAACAUACAGAGGCUUCGCCCUCUGCAGGCGCCACAGCGCCCUUUCUUCCCGCUCAUCCUGCAAGUACUGGGGUUGGAACCAAUGAUGGUCCAGCCUUCAGUCCCGCAGGAGGCCAGCGAGUUUUUUUUUUUUUUUUAAAUCCUACUGACCCAAGGGGACGGUAGUGCGGAUAGAGCCUCAUUCAGUGCUUCAUGUGAGGCAAUGCGUCGAUACCCUUGCUGCUACCCAACCUGCCCCUGUCUCUCCUUCAGCCGCAUCUACGAUCUACAGCGCCACUACGACACCGUGCACAAUCCGAAGGCCUUCUACUGGUGCCGUAACAGCACGUGCGAGCGUGACUUUCCUAAUGGUAGACCAUUCCCCAGAAAGGAUAAGCGCAAUG